Neltuma alba is the source of this 1539-nucleotide messenger RNA. RefSeq names its product glycosyltransferase BC10-like. Gene Ontology annotation, cellular component: membrane. The transcript has a single exon. The record is from RefSeq and is a predicted model, not a curated record. Gene Ontology annotation, molecular function: glycosyltransferase activity. Bases 320 to 1408 code for a protein of 362 amino acids. Lineage: Eukaryota; Viridiplantae; Streptophyta; Magnoliopsida; Fabales; Fabaceae.
CUUGAAAUAGUCUUAAACUAACAGCCCGCUAUUUGCAUCUCUCGUUUUUCGUGAGGCACCAAUCCACUCACUCGCCACUCACUUCGUUUUCACUCACUCACCGUUCCUUCCCUUUCUCUCUUCUUCUUCAUCGAAAUUCUCAGAACCAGAAGAACCCUUCUCUCCUUUCUUCUCACUUGCUUUUUGGCUUCUUCCUCUAAUCCAUUUCAUCGUAAUGAAAACCAAAAAUUAAAAAUCUCUAAUCUUUCGUUCUUACCAGAUCCUUCUCGCCACAAUUUUCACUUUUGUUUGCCUUCUGCUUCGGAAUUAUUCAUUCCUGAUGUUAUCAUUUCCCUCCAUUGUUUUCUACUCUCUGUUCCUCUCUGUCCCUUUUUUCUUCGUUCUUGCCCCACAAUACCGGGGUAACCGCUCUCUCUCCGACCUCGCCGUCGGCGAUAUCAACAGUCUCCCUCUCCUUCGUGGACCCUACGCCGCCGCUGCCGCCGGCGGUGUUUAUCCCGCUUCUGGGAUCUCUCGCUCAAGCGUCUUCACCACCUCUAAACCAAAACCCAAAAUCGCAUUCCUCUUCCUGACCAACUCAAAUCUCUCCUUCGCUCCCUUAUGGGAAAAAUUCUUCGAAGGAAACCACGAUCUCUUCAACAUAUACAUCCACUCGGAUCCAUCUGUUGCUAUGAUUCGUCCCGGCGGUGUCUUCCGUAACAGAUUCAUCCCGUCGAAGAAGACAUAUCGCGCGUCGGCGACGCUCAUCUCCGCAGCUCGUCGUCUCCUCGCUGCCGCUCUCGUCAAUGACACAUCAAACCAAUAUUUCGCUCUCGUAUCGCAGCAUUGUAUCCCUAUCCAUUCCUUCCGUUUCAUGUACGAUUACCUGUUCAAGAGUCCAUCAUCCUUAACCUCUUUCAUGAUGUGGGGUUCACCAGAGCAAUCUCAGUACAAAAGCUUCAUCGAGAUUCUCUGUGAUGAACCCAAUCUCUUCGAACGAUAUACGGCUCGUGGCGUGAACGCGAUGCUACCGGAGGUACCGUUCGAGGACUUCCGGGUCGGAUCUCAGUUCUUCGUGUUUACGAGGCGGCACGCAGCGCUGGUGGUCAAGGAUCGGAGGCUGUGGAGGAAGUUCAAGCUUCCUUGUGUGAGUGAAGAACCGUGUUACCCAGAGGAGCACUACUUUCCGACGCUUCUGUCCAUGGAGGAUCCGGACGGGUGUACCGGAUUCACACUGACGAGAGUGAACUGGACGGGUUGUUGGGAUGGGCACCCGCAUCGCUACACCCCGCUGGAGGUAUCGCCGAAGCUUGUUCACCAAUUAAGAGUAUCGAACUCCAGCUAUUCAUACUUCUUCGCGAGGAAAUUCUCGCCGGAGUGUUUGCCGUUGUUGAUGGAUCUUGCCGAUGAUGUCAUAUUCCGGGAUUGAAAUGAGCAUAUAGGGUUUGAAUUUGAUAGACAAAUAUCCGCAUGUAAUUGUAAUUAUAAUUAUAGUCCCAAUCUUCUAACUGUAAUCGCACUUUCGGCAACGAAAAAGAAAGUAGAAAUCUUCUAAUUGUA